Molecule: messenger RNA, 2838 nt
Organism: Ooceraea biroi (clonal raider ant)
Lineage: Eukaryota; Metazoa; Arthropoda; Insecta; Hymenoptera; Formicidae
Gene: RSG7
Product: regulator of G-protein signaling 7
Biological process (GO): regulation of G protein-coupled receptor signaling pathway; positive regulation of GTPase activity; G protein-coupled receptor signaling pathway
Cellular component (GO): cytoplasm; neuron projection
Molecular function (GO): GTPase activator activity
Source: RefSeq, a predicted model, not a curated record
UUAAUUCGCGUGCCUUUGGAAAACAGGAGGCCGCUGCGUAAAUCAUGAGAGGCUCGCGCGCGCACUUUUCAUCCCUCGUGGUCUCGACCUGAUCUUUGCCCAGUCCUCAACGGUUACGAGCAUCUCCAAUGCGGUCACUCCUCGUGCCAUUAUCGGACAAGCGAGUUGACCAUCAGUUCAAACGUGCUCUCGUGUUUUUUUGUUUCGAAAGGAAGCGAGGGGACACGAGCUCGGACACUUAGGGAAAAACGUUCCGGAUCGUACGGGAAAAAUUCGCGAUUGAUCGCGAACAUGAAGAGGAUCUCGCGCCCCUGCCCGCGAUGGGAAUCACCUCGUGUUGUGACGUGUGGUAAAGGGAUUGCCCGUGCGACGCUCGCACCUUCAAAUCGGAUGCUGUAAACGCGAUAUAUACUGUCAGCCUCGCGUUUCCUCCCUCGAGUGUGUCAACGAAAAAAGUGUGUCCCAUGAGUAGUUGACGGGGACUUUAUUAAUACGAUGGGAGAAUAUAUAAACGAUGCGUCGAUAAAUCUAGUAUAAUUAGAUGCUGCUAAACAGUGCGUGAAUCUGCGCGUGAUUCGAGGACGCGGAUCGACGGGUCAAGGUGUUACAAUUUAAGGUGGAUAUGGUAACUAUGAACUCCGAAAAAUCGGCUUGCCGCCGAAAACCAGGGGAGAAGAGCGGCAACAAGAAGGCGGCCGAGCAUGUCGAAGAGGCGGAUAAGAAAAACGAGAACAGCCGUACGAACGAAUCCCCGAAUUUGUCCCCCAACACCUCCAUGUACAACGUCACUGCCUCUUGCGCUGAAGAUACCCCUAAUUACCUUGUCUACAAAAAGAUGGAGUCAAUCGUGGAAAAGAUGCUGGACGAAUUUACCGGUGUCCCUGUGAAAACGGUCAAGACUUUCAUGACAAAAACGCCGUCUGUUUUUACAGGCACGGAUCUCAUAGCAUGGAUGAUGAAGAGUAUGGAUAUAGACGAUCAAGAGGCUCUUCAUGUGGCUCACCUUAUGGCAUCCCAUGGAUAUUUUUUUCCUAUCGACGACCACUGCCUUACUGUAAAGAACGACAACACAUUCUACAGGUUUCAAACACCCUAUUUUUGGCCAUCGAACUGUUGGGAACCUGAGAACACCGAUUACGCUGUUUAUUUGUGCAAGAGGACGAUGCAGAACAAAACGCGAUUGGAACUGGCGGAUUACGAGGCGGAGAACCUGGCCAGAUUGCAGAAAAUGUUCUCGCGGAAGUGGGAAUUUAUUUUUAUGCAGGCGGAAGCGCAGAGCAAAGUCGACAAGAAAAGGGACAAGCUGGAGAGGAAGGUGUUGGACAGCCAGGAAAGAGCCUUCUGGGACGUGCAUCGGCCAAUGCCCGGGUGUGUAAAUACCACGGAGCCAGAUAUCAAAAAGGCUUGCCGAAGUCACAAAUCCGUCGUGCAUCCAAGCAAGCACCUGCAACUUGGGAUCGCCGGCGGCAGGAUAUCACCGACCGCGGAGACGCACGCGGCCUCCUCGUCGAUAGAUCUCCUGCAGAAGGAGAUCGAUAUCCUGAAGGACAGAUUGGACAAGCCGGCUAUUAAACUCUCCAAAGUGGCUGAAGCGCUGAUCGGAUACUUCGAGCAGUACAUGGAAUACGACCCCUUCUUCACCCAACCCGAGUACACGAAUCCGUGGAUAUCCGACAGUCCGGAAAUGUGGGAGCAGGAGAAAUUAGCGCGCGAAAUAUCCACGAGGAGGGUAAAGAGAUGGGCGUUCAGCCUCCAAGAGCUCCUUCAGGAUCCCAUUGGCAGAGAACAAUUUAUACGCUUCUUAGAUAAGGAAUUUAGCGGCGAGAAUCUCAAAUUUUGGGAGACCGUUCAGGAAUUGAAAACUUUACCGCAGAAAGACAUCGAAAGAAAAAUCGAAGAGAUCUGGCGCGAGUUCUUGGACACGGACGCCAGCUGUCCCGUCAACGUCGAUUCGCGAUCUUACGAGAUGACCAAGAGGAAUCUCGAGAAGCCGGACCGAUGGUGUUUCGACGUUGCUGCGGCGCACGUGUAUCACCUGAUGAAGAGCGACAGUUACUCGAGAUACUUACGCUCGGAGAUGUACAAGGAUUUUCUCAAUGGAUCGAAGAAAAAGACUUCUGUGAAAGGCAUUCGUUCUAUCGUUUCCUUCACAGGGCGAAGGGACACCGCAGCUUCGUAACCUGUUUCUACCGCUUACACGUAAUCUUACACCCCUCUACCCGCUACGUUCCGUUUCCUCUUCUCAUACUUCGUCAAAAGAUAUAUUUAUUUCGUUACAAAACGCAUUCUACGUAACAGCACUUUUUGAGCAAUUCAGCAAGUAUAAAUAAUAAUGCAUGUAAAUAACGCGCGUUUUCUUACGCCCGGGUCUCCCUCCAAGAGAUAUUUCAGAUAUAAAUAAUUCUAAUAGCAAACUAAGGGGAAAUAGAAAUGUUAGAACGAACUACAAAUUGUGUAACAUUAAUUGUGUAAUCAACGUAAUCUCAGAUGUUAUGUAUAUCUUCAACAAAGCAAGUGAAUUGAAAACAAAUGACACGCACAUAUACAUGUACAGAAAUAGAAUAUUUUGCAUAUAAUUCUACGCAGAUAAUUUCAGUAUCGCCCAAAAGUGUGAUGAAGUAGAUCAUUUUAUGGAACAGACAAUUAUCCUAUUGUCCUCAUUUUGACUCUUGUCUUUUUAAACCUGUGUCGUUACGUUUUCACUCGAUGCACAGAAACUAUGAUGUUAGAGAACCUCUCGGAAUAAGUAAAUUACAAUAAAACGAAAUUAGAAGAGAUAUCUAUCGCUUAUUCAAGUACUACUCAUUUAAUUACUCUUCAAUAAAGAACGAAUUUGUA